AUGGAUCAUGUCAUCGGCGGAAAAUUCAAGUUGAGUAGAAAAAUCGGUAGUGGAUCAUUCGGUGAAAUUUAUAUAGGGAUUAAUGUCCAAACCGGAGAAGAAGUUGCUGUUAAGCUGGAACCUGUGAAGACGAAGCAUCCUCAACUACUCUAUGAAUCAAAAGUAUACAUGCUUCUUCAAGGAGGAACGGGUGUUCCACAUCUCAAAUGGUUCGGCGUAGAAGGUGAAUACAACUGCAUGGCGAUUGAUCUUCUUGGUCCAAGCUUGGAAGACUUGUUCAACUACUGCUCUCGGAGUUUCUCUUUGAAAACUGUUCUAAUGCUUGCUGAUCAGUUAAUAAACAGAGUUGAGUACAUGCACAUCAGAGGGUUUCUUCACCGUGACAUCAAACCGGACAACUUCUUGAUGGGUCUUGGCCGCAAAGCAAACCAGGUGUACGUUAUCGAUUAUGGUCUUGCUAAAAAAUAUAGAGAUCUUCAGACACACAAGCAUAUACUAUACAGGGAGAACAAGAAUCUGACAGGAACUGCUCGGUAUGCAAGUGUCAACACACACCUUGGGAUUGAGCAAAGUAGAAGAGAUGAUCUAGAGUCGCUUGGUUAUGUGCUCAUGUAUUUUCUACGAGGAAGUCUACCAUGGCAAGGUCUAAAAGCUGGUACCAAGAAGCAGAAAUAUGACAAGAUUAGUGAAAGAAAGAUGCUUACUCCUGUAGAGGUUCUUUGCAAGUCAUUUCCGUCUGAGUUCACAUCGUAUUUCCAUUACUGCCGAUCGUUGAGGUUUGAGGACAAACCAGAUUAUUCAUAUCUGAAAAGACUUUUCAGGGACCUUUUUAUAAGGGAAGGUUAUCAGUUUGACUAUGUGUUUGAUUGGACAAUCUUGAAAUAUCCUCAGAUGGGGUCUAGUUCGAAAGCAAGGCCAAAUCCAAAACCUGCAUUAGAUCCUCCAGGACCAUCUGCAGAAAGAAGUGAUAAGCCUACAGUGGGGCAAGAUCUACGAGAAAGAUUCCCAGGUGCGGUUGAAGCAUUCGCCAGACGAAAUGUAUCGAGUCCUGGCAUUCGCUCUUCUAAAGAAGUGCAUGAGUCAGCUGACAGAACAAGAAAUGAGAGUGCUACGAAAAGGGCGGUGAUGUCAUCAAGCAGCCGACCUGGCUCAUCAGGUGAGCUGUCAAGUAAACUGUUCUCAAGCGGUGCUACAAAAAUUCAACCGGGCCAAGAAACUAAGUCAUCGACAAGGCUUGGCCGCGAUGACACCAUGAGAAGCUUCAAUCUCCUUACCAUCGGUGGUGGUUCUGGAAAGCGGAAAUGA
Messenger RNA from Microthlaspi erraticum, 1305 nucleotides. The record is from the annotation of a GenBank genome assembly. NCBI's taxonomy places the organism in Eukaryota, Viridiplantae, Streptophyta, Magnoliopsida, Brassicales, Brassicaceae.